Messenger RNA from Symbiodinium sp. CCMP2456, 1092 nucleotides. Lineage: Eukaryota; Dinophyceae; Suessiales; Symbiodiniaceae. The record is from the annotation of a GenBank genome assembly.
AUGGCACAGUCCAUGACGCAGUCCAUUGCCCAGCCCAAGGCAACGGUGCAGGCAAUGACCCAACCUGGCACCAUGCCAAUGCAGACGCAGUGGCAGCCUUCACAGUCCACGUCCAUGGCCGUGCGUCCCAUGUCGGCAUCCCGCGGUGGAACUGUCGAGGACCGAUUGCAGCACAUGGAGGAGAUGAUGUUCAGGUUCCACGAGAUUCAAAUGCGGCGACAGCAGGAGGCAGAGGCGAGCAUCGGCGCGAUGUUUCAGGAGGCCACGCAGGCCAUGAUUCCGCAGCUUGUCGACCACAUGAUCGAAAAGCUGGCGCAAGCCAUGGAUUUCUCGGAGUUGAGAGACCAGCUGAUCGAGUCAUUCAGUGCAGUUGUGGACGAAAGGGCUGAGACCAUCCUUACAUCGAUUGGGGAGACGUCCGUGGUGCAGAAGUCGAUCUUUUCCGAUGUCUCCCGACUGGGCAACAAGCUUGACUCCAUGGCGACAUCAGUUAGCGACCUGGCUUCCAACAUGGUGCCUGACAUGCAGGACAUCUUCUUGGACAGGUUCGACGAGUUGCAGCGGUACGUGGAGAUGACGAUGACCAACAUGGACUAUCCAAGGACUAUGCCGCCUGGAGGAGGAGGCUACGACAUGUCCAUGAAGGCAGACCCAGGGUGGCAAUCCAGAUCGCCCGUGAAUCGCGGACCCCCGCCGGCAACGGACCCAAAGAGUCCGCAGCGGCAAGCGAACGCGCGCUCUACCACGCUGCCGAUCGCGACGGACAGUCGAUCACGGCGACCGGAUACUGCUCCGGGAGCAUCCGCCGAUCGGGCGCGAAGACAUCCGGGCGGCCAGUCUCUCGCGCACGGCCAGGGAUCAGCUGGACCCAGAAUGGCCUCCGGGGUGGCACGGACCCCUGUGGAUGGAGACGGAAGGAACCAGCACGGUGGAGCGAGGGGUCCCGCCGCAAUGUCGGAGACAUGGCCGUGGCAGCCAAGAUCCUCUACGCCCCCGCCACAAGAGGUUCCCAAGGAGGAGAUCCCUCCACCGCUGCCCGCGCAGCCUAGCAGGGCUCGCCCAUCCGAUCUUUUUGGCGGACGGAAAGAAUGA